UAAUGAUUUUAUCAAUCAAUAUGGCGACCAAUAUGGCGUCGGUUUGAAUUUUAAUGCUCCGGCAAAACCAAAAACAUUUAUUGUUUUGUAACUAAAAUCUAUUUUGUGAGCCAAGAUGCCCGGUUUAGAGACAGUGGGUCAAGAUUUAGAUGUGCCGCUACACAUUCUGCAGCGAGAGGCGGCGGAGGCGGCUCUCGCAGAAGCACCACAGGAUGCACCGAUCACAACCUCUGCCAACAUUGGCCUCAUCUAUCCGCCUCCUGAAGUACGCAACAUCGUCGACAAGACUGCCAGUUUCGUAGCACGAAACGGGCCCGAGUUCGAGGCUCGAAUCAAAGCCAAUGAAUUGGGCAACCCGAAGUUCAAUUUCUUGAGCACCGGCGACCCUUACCAUGCCUAUUACCAACACAAAGUGGGCGAGUUCAAAUCGGGCCGAAUUACCGAAGCACCCGGAGGUAUCCAAAAGCCUCUGCUUGCUUCCGCUCAGCAGAAGCAGCUAGAAAUUUUGAAGCAGGUAGAGCAGCCUUUCAUCCCCCGAGAGCCACCUGCAGAGUUUGAGUUCGUUGCUGAUCCACCUUCUAUCUCGGCUCUUGACCUUGACAUAGUAAAGCUUACGGCACAGUUUGUGGCAAGGAAUGGACGGCAAUUCUUGACCAACUUGAUGAACAGGGAGCAGAGAAACUACCAAUUUGAUUUUCUUCGUCCUCAGCAUUCUCUCUUCCAAUACUUCACCAAGCUCUUGGAACAAUACACUAAAGUUUUGAUACCGCCAAAAGAACUUCUGUUCAAGCUUCGAGACGAGGCUAAAAUUCAGCAGAUUGUGCUGGAUCAUGUGCGCUAUCGAGCUGAGUGGCUUAAGCAUCAAGAGGCGCAAAGAAUGAGAGAGGCAGAGGAGCUGGAGAAGGAAAGAGUUGCCUAUGCUCAAAUUGACUGGCAUGACUUUGUGGUUGUGGAAACUGUUGACUACCAGCCAUUUGAGCAUGGCCACUUUCCUCCACCAACCACUCCUGAGGAGGUUGGUGCCCGAGUUCUGAUGCAGGAGCGUAUUGAGGACGGCCAGGAAGUGGCCAUGCAAUUGGACAGUGACGAAGAAGGCCGAGACAAUACACAGGUCACCGACAUGGAAGAGGCAUCAAGUGAUGAAGAAGAAGAAAUUCGACGACCGACAAUGCUGGCUCCGAGGCUCAAUCCUGCACCGGCAACUUUGCCAAUGGCUCAAGCGCAGCCGCCGCCUUUGCCUCCAGUUCCUGACAAAGUGCUGGUUAAAAAAGGCUAUGAUCCCAAACAAGCCAAGGGUAAAAUCUCGUCCGCAACGGAAGAGUAUCUCAUUUCUCCCAUCACUGGUGAGCGAAUUCCUGCCAGCAAGGUGCAAGAACACAUGCGAAUUGGCCUCCUUGAUCCACGCUGGGUGGAGCAGCGAGAUAAGCACAUUAAUGAGAGAAUGGGCCAAGACACGGUUUACGCCCCAGGCACGGCCAUCGAGGCCAGUCUUAAGCAAUUGGCUGAAAGACGUACUGAUAUUUUUGGUGUUGGUGAUGAAGAAACUGCUAUCGGUAAAAAGAUCGGUGAGGAAGAAAAGAAGAAAGAUGACAAGGUAGGUCGUCAUAUCACAUGGGAUGGCCACACAUCCUCUGUCGAAGCCGCCACCCGAGCUGCGAGGGCAAACAUCAGUCUUGAAGAGCAAAUCCACCAGAUCCACAAAACCAAGGGUCUGCUGCCUGAUGAAGAGAAAGAGAAAAUUGGUCCUAAGCAUGUCUUGCUGGCUGCCUCCAUUAGUAAAGGGCCGCAGCCACCGUCAAAGCAGCAACUUCCUCCUCUUCCAACCGUGACCAACAAGCCAGCCACCAUCAUUGCUCUUCCAAAACCGCCCCCGCAACCAAUGUCAAUGCCUCAGAUGGCUGGUCCUAACCCAAUGGGUCCUGGCCCACAGCAAAUGUUGAUGGUGCCGCCUCCAGCCAUGCGAGCUCCGCCACCGCUGAUGGCCAGACCUGCCUACCCUGCACCUCCAAUGCCACCCUACAUGCCUCCAACUAGUGCCCCGGUGGUGCCGCCUCCGCAGCCGAUGAAACACCCUAUGGAGGUUGACUUGGAGGAAGCUCCUGGAGCAAAGAGGCAGCGAACCGAAGACACUCUCAUGCCCGAAGCUGAGUUUCUGGCCUCGCACAAAAGCCCUGUGCAGUUUAAGGUCAUUGUUCCGAACCAGCCUGACAAGGGCGAGUUUCGUCUGCGCGGUCAGAUGGUUGGUGUCAGCAUGAGCCUGAGCGAACAGGUAACCCUUCUCAAGGCUAAACUACAAGAAGAGACGGGGCUACCACCUUCUAAGCAGAAGUUGAACUGGGAGGGUGUUUUCUUCAAGGAUGGCAAUACCCUGGCUUACUACAACAUCAUGCCUGGAAUGGUUAUCAACUUGUCCAUCAAAGAGAGAGGUGGAAGGAAGAAGUAGAACUACAAUAUUUCUUAAAUCAUCAAGUUUUUUUGCAUUUUAUUUUGUAUUGGGUUUGCGCCGUAAUAAAUCUAUCCAACUCGCAA
Molecule: messenger RNA, 2529 nt
Organism: Neocloeon triangulifer
Lineage: Eukaryota; Metazoa; Arthropoda; Insecta; Ephemeroptera; Baetidae
Gene: Sf3a1
Product: splicing factor 3A subunit 1
Exons: 9
Coding region: 116-2443 (775 amino acids)
Biological process (GO): mRNA cis splicing, via spliceosome; regulation of alternative mRNA splicing, via spliceosome
Cellular component (GO): U2-type prespliceosome; catalytic step 2 spliceosome; U2 snRNP
Molecular function (GO): RNA binding; protein binding
Source: RefSeq, a predicted model, not a curated record